GAAGGCAGGAGAAGAAAACCAGUGAUUCCUCAUUCAGUUCUCUGUUGGCACGAAAGCCUGCUCCAGAUGUUUGCGAGGCUUUAAAUGUGACAGUCUCACCAGGACCAACAGUGCGAUAUUCGGAGGGAGAUAAUGCUACCCUUUACUGCCACAUUUCUCAAAAGAGAAAGACAGACAAUUUGCUGGCUGUGCGGUGGGUCUUUGCUGCAUCACCUACCCAGGAGUACCUGAUGAUCAAAAUGACAAAGUUUGGGUCUGUCCAGUAUUAUGGAAAUUAUACUCAUAAUUUUCACAAGCAAAGACUUCAUCUUCUUAAAGAGAAACAUGGAACUAUGUACAAAUUUCUUAUUUUAAGCCUCCAGCAAACAGAUCAAGGGCAUUAUAUAUGCAAAGUCCAGGAAAUUGGCAAGCACAGGAAUAAGUGGACAGCAUGGUCAAAUGGCACAGCAGCUACUGAAAUAAGAGUGAUUUCAUCAAAAUCUUCUGAUGAUCCCACUUUCAAGAAAAAACAUGAAGCUUGGAAGUUUUUUGAAGAUCUGUACGUGUAUGCAGUGUUUGUGUGUUCAAUAGGAAUCAUCAGUGUCCUCCUUUUUACACUUGUCAUUCUCUGUCAGUCACUUCUGAACAAGAGGAGAUCCACAG
Messenger RNA from Apaloderma vittatum (bar-tailed trogon), 642 nucleotides. RefSeq names its product V-set and transmembrane domain containing 4 (gene VSTM4). The transcript has 4 exons. The annotation marks the transcript as partial. The record is from RefSeq and is a predicted model, not a curated record. Lineage: Eukaryota; Metazoa; Chordata; Aves; Trogoniformes; Trogonidae.